AUGGGGUCCAAUUUGCCUCCCCGUCAGACUUUCUCCACGACGCGAGGUUAUAGUUACUCGUAUAUCCACGCUGGAAGCCGAGACGGGAAGCCAACCCUCCUGUUCAUUCACGGUUGGCCUUCACAUAUCGACGACUGGGUGAACCAGAUCAACCACUUUCAGUCGAACGGCUAUGGUGUUCUCGCCCCCGACAUGCUUGGUUAUGGCGGAAGCAGUAAUCCUCCGGAUGUGAACGCAUAUCGACUGAAGCUUAUAUGCCAAGAUUUGGCAGAAUUACAAGAUCAAGUCAAAGUUGCUAAGACGAUAGGAGUGGGCCAUGAUUGGGGUGCGACCAUCUUAUCACGUCUCGCAAUGUAUUAUCCACAUUCUCUGUCGGCUGUUGCAUUCCUGGGCAUUGGUGUGCCAAGCCCCGGUGUGCGAUUCGAUUUGGAUGCCAUCAACGAAAUGACGAAGAAGGCGUCCGGGAUGGAGAUGCUUGGUUAUAUCAAUUACAUCUGUCGCGAUCCUAUAUCGCAGCAGACAAUGGAGAGAAACGCCGAGUCUGUAAUGGACAUUAUGUUUGCAGCUGACCCCAGGACCUGGUAUAAGUUCUUCCAUCCGUUAGGCGGGAUGAAAGAUUUUGUGGAAGGGCAGCAUCGCCAAGAGGUAGGUGAGUGGUUUUAUCGAGAGCUACAACAGAAACACCUUGAAGUGUUCAAGAGGCUGGACGGAUAUCUUGGGCCAUCCCGUUACUACCAGAUGCUGGAUCAGAAUCUUUCGCUUCCAGACGAGGAAGAACUCAAGGACUUUAAGAUCACAAUCCCAGCGCUAGUGGUUAUACCGAGUACGCCGGCACAUUCAGCACAGAUGCAGGUGCAAAUAACCUCUUCGUGGGUACCGAGAUUGCUGGUUAGAACGAUUGACUCGGGCCAUUGGGUCCAUCUUGAGAAAAGCAACGAGACGAACGAAGCGCUUGAGGAAUUGCUACAAAGCCCAGAUCUGAUGUGA
This is a messenger RNA of Neoarthrinium moseri, 987 nucleotides long. RefSeq lists its product as uncharacterized. The record is from RefSeq and is a predicted model, not a curated record. The transcript has a single exon. Lineage: Eukaryota; Fungi; Ascomycota; Sordariomycetes; Amphisphaeriales; Apiosporaceae. Bases 1 to 987 code for a protein of 328 amino acids. Gene Ontology annotation, molecular function: hydrolase activity.